Molecule: messenger RNA, 177 nt
Organism: Lachancea dasiensis
Lineage: Eukaryota; Fungi; Ascomycota; Saccharomycetes; Saccharomycetales; Saccharomycetaceae
Source: the annotation of a GenBank genome assembly
AUGUUGGCCGUGAUCGUGUGCGUAGGGCUGGCCAGCGUGGGCAGCGAGUACGCCCAACAUAUUCUCUCUCAAGGAAAACGAAGUUUCGACGUUUGGGACAUCGCUUGCAACGUCGGAGGGUCGCUUUCGGGCAUUGUAGCGGCCUUUAUGGUCGAUGAGUACCCUUGGCGGGGAUGA